Darwinula stevensoni is the source of this 408-nucleotide messenger RNA. Lineage: Eukaryota; Metazoa; Arthropoda; Ostracoda; Podocopida; Darwinulidae. The record is from the annotation of a GenBank genome assembly.
AUGAAAUUUGUCUGGCCACCCAUCGCAAAGGCGCUCGACGAGCGGGCACUGAAAAUCAAGCAUGGGCUGGAGGCUGCUGACAAAGCCAAGCGUGACGCAGCGACUACCGAGGCUGCGCUGAAAGCUGAGAUGCAAGAAGUCAACGCCCAAAGCGCCCAGCGCUUGGCUGACGCCGAGCGCCGCGCCCAGCAAAUCAUAGAAGAGGCCAAAAUCAAAGCCACCGAAGAGGGCAACCGCAUCAUUGCGGCCUCUCGCGCAGAGGCUGAAAAUCAGGCUGUGCAAGUGCGCGAAGCCUUGCGCGAAGAAGUGGCAGUAUUGGCAGUACGCGGCGCAGAGCGCAUUUUGCAAAAAGAAGUCAAUGCUGGCGUACAUGCAGAUUUGCUCUCGCGUUUGAAAACCGAACUAUAA